Molecule: messenger RNA, 3954 nt
Organism: Brienomyrus brachyistius
Lineage: Eukaryota; Metazoa; Chordata; Actinopteri; Osteoglossiformes; Mormyridae
Product: cilia- and flagella-associated protein 251-like
Exons: 6
Coding region: 384-1478 (364 amino acids)
Source: RefSeq, a predicted model, not a curated record
GAGCGCAGUGUGACACGUGAAAGGGGCUCGGAGUGAGCGGGCUUUAAACGACGCCGCCUUCCUGACAUCACAAGGCAGGGUGGGUGCGACCUAAUAAACCUGGGCUCGCUAUCCGGCGCUCCUCGCUCUGCAGUGAAUCGGACCGAUCGGAGGCGGGGGACGCGUCGCUCCUCGGCAAAGGCAGUGCGUCCUUGGGAAGUACGCUCCGGGAAGCGAUCUGUUUCCUUUACAUAUCUGAAGCAUCAACCCACCAGUCGUUCCCCUGACGCCGCGUCUCACUUGCUCGCUUAAUUAAAAGGCGUCACCUGGUUCUGCUCAGUUCAACUCUCGCUGGAUCCCGUUUAACGUACAAGAGGCUUGGAAAUAAGAACUGGACGUUAAACAUGUUUUCACUAGCAAUUCUGCUGUGUGUUUUCAGUCGAGUGGCCUGCCUGCCUCUGCAGGACGCAAAGGUGACCGACUGCAUCAUGCACAUCCACUUGGCCACUCUAAAUGCUGAUGGGAACAUUCUGCCUGCCGGCUGCAAACCACAGCCAGACGCUCCGCUGACAGCUGCGAAGAGGCACCAUGCGCUGCUGAGAGAACUGCAGGAGCUGGCGGAUAGCGAAAAGAAAAAAGAGAACCAUGAGUAUGAUGGGAGAGAGGUAGGGGAGGAGAGAGAUGGUGAAAGAGAAGAGAAAGAGGGUGACAAAACUGUGUACAUUAAGGGUGAGGUGAUGGAAAAAGAGAAAGAGACUCAGGGCACUGGUCUGGAGAAGGAAGAAGAGGGGAAAACAACGGAGAAGGAGAAUGAAGGGAUGGAGGAGUCAGGCAUGAAGAAGAUCAAGAGGGGAGGAGAGGAGAUGAGUGAGGAAGAGGGGGAUGACAUGAUAGAGGACGACAGAAAGAAAAGACAUGAAUAUGAAAGGGAGGAAGGACUGAGAAAGUUGCUGGAAGAGGAAGAGGAGAGGAGAAAGCAUGAGCAGAAAUCUGGAGAAGAGGAAGAAGAAGAGAAGAGGGGUGAAGAGAAAAAGAGAAAUGCGGAAUUUGAGGAGUGGGAGGAGGGAUUACACAGGAAGCGGGGGGGCAAAAGGAGGCCCACGGAGAGAGAGACAGAAGAGGAGCUGGAAGAACUGGAGAGGGAGAUGAAGCACAUCGACGGAAGGGAGUCGGAGAAGAGGAAGAAGGACGAGAUGAGCGAGGAGGAGGGUGAAAUUGGGGAUGUGGAAAUGAAGAGAGAGGACAAAGAAAGGAAGAGAGAGAAUGGACUGGAGGAGAGGGACCCUCUGCAGAAGCGAGUGAUGGAGAAAGCCAGUCAUGAAGCCAGUGGGCAGUUUCGGAAGAAGGGGUACAGGGGGCACGGCACGGAGGAAGAGAAGAGAAACGAGGAAGAGGAGGAAGAGCAAGAACGCGAGGAAGAUGAGAGAGAGAAGCUGAUCAAGAUCAAGGAAAAGCUGAAAGAAAUGUCUGUGGAGGUGGAGCGCCUGCUUCACGACUGAGUGAAUCGUCGCUGCAAAGUAAGGUGCUGCAGUGGAUGUUCCUGUAGAUAGUUUUCAUUCCUCCUGACCUUUACUCAGGACCCUUAAUUGCUGUUUGGUCUUUAUACCUUUUGUUUCCUCUUUUGCCUACCCUGCUACCCUGGAAGACCGAAGCUGGUAGACUUACACUCCAUAAAUAAACUGCUGGACUCACACACACGCCCACACCAACAGUUCAUAUAUUCCUGUAGAUGUGGGGUCUCUCCAUUCAUUUCUAUGGGCAUAGCCCUAACCCCCACCCAGCCCUGACCUUAAACAAAAGUAACCAAACAAAAUAGAAGACUUGGCAUUCUUAGUUUUUUGAUUGCAUUCACAGAUUUUUAUGAAAAUUGAUGUUUACAUUGUGGGCACCUGAAAAAUGUCCCCACAAGCUAAAAAGUAACAGGUUUUACCUCACUGUGUGGACAUUUGCUCGCCACAAUGUAGGAAAUACAAACCCACACGCACACAAGAAUACACACUCACUUGUGCAUUUUUAAAGGUCAAGGAAAUGCAAAUGGACUCCUUUGAUAUGAAAGUUGUAUCCCUAUAUAUCUUUCAGCAAGAUAUUUUGCACCACCAAACAUGUUGUUGAAGUGUUGAAAUAUUGUGAAUUAUAUGUGUGACAGAAAAAAAAGCUAUAACUAUGGCAAAUUAAUUUCACUACGGUGUUCACUAUGAUGUACCGUCAAUGUGCACUAGUGUUCCUCCAUUGCACACUCUCACAUAAACACACACAUGUCAUCUUUUAUAACCUGUCUCUGACAACGCCACCGUCAUAUCAGGUAACAAGUAUAAUGCAUGUCGUUCUGGUGAUUGUCCAUGUCAACAAAGAUUAGACGUCCAACCAGUUUUAAUCCCAUCCUUAAGGCAAUUAUUAGUUAUAAACACUGGUGACACAAAAGCUUAUUGCAUCACCGUUUUUGAUUAAUAGUUUUAUAAGCACAUUUUAAUCUGAUUCAUAUGCUUAGAUACAGAAUGGAAAUCAACCAAAUGCUAAAUCCGUUACGCCAUGUUUGUACAUAAAUAUCUAUAUAUGAGCUUAUUUUUUAAGUGUAAUGGAAGUUAACAUACAAUAUCCUUUCUCUUUGCAAUAUCUUUGUGACUGGUUAUAUAUGUGACUGUUACUAUAACGACUGUUACCAUAAAGUGUACAUCAGUGUUUCCCAGCCCGGCCCUUGGGAACCCCCAGAAGUCCGCAUUUCUGCUCCUGGGAGGGAGCAAAAACAUGGACUGUCUUGGGGUCCCUGAAGACCGGGUUGGGAAACACUGAUGUACAGGAACAGAACGGGGUUAGUCUGCAUGAUGUCUUUGGCUGAAGUACUGUUAUUGAGACUGUUAUGAGAAAAUGGGAUGUAUAUGGGGAAGAUGAGGUAGCAUUCACACUACCAAAAAGUACAGCUCGCGUGGCAGUGUGCUUUGCUGGAAUUAUUUGUGUAUUCCCUGGGAAGUACUCCAUCCGAUUCUCAGCUUUUGCACUUUUGAUUUCACCUACCAGCAAGAAUACAAUAAGGCCUGACUGUACGCCUGGUUUCUACCGUUUCUGUACAAAUCGCUGUAAACGAAGGUGGCUACAUUUUUGUAACUCCAGAUAAUCAGCCCACUUGUAAGCUUUUAUUAAGGCACAAUGAAUGUACAGAGUUCUGGCCAGUUAUUGCAGAGUGAGAUACUGGGCAAAGGUUCCCCUUUAUGGAGAUAUAUGAGAUAGCAGAUGAAGGAUUUUAUCGUUUUUAGUGAAAGCCUUCAGGGUUUUGCCAAGCAGGGUCAUAUAUCGAGGUGUACUUAGCAAGUAAAUAUAUAUAUUGAGCAUAAAUCCUUAGUGCAUCAAAUGCAUUUAUAUUUUGAUAUAUGAUGCACAUAACAUUUAUAAAGAUGAAUACUAUCAAGCAUGUUUUUAUGUUAAACAUAUAUACCUGAUUGAAGACAACAAGAUACUUUGCUAUAUUUUGGUUUCGGAUGAAAUGUGACAUUAUGUCCAGAGUUUAAUAUGUCAAUGUCGGCUGGUCCGUAGAGGCAGCGGAGGCAGAACCGCCGCUGUUUUGAGAUUAAAUUAUGAAACAAGUAACUCUGAGAUUAAUUUUAUAGUCGUUUAAAACAUUUUCUCUUCUUUGGAAAAGUCCACCAUUGUAAUAUUGUAUAUUGGCCCUUAAAAUCAUCCUAAAUCCCCCUCCCCAGGUUUGUGCUCUUCUUUCAAGAAAGGUUCCCUUUGAAAGUGAAACCACCUUCCAUUGUCUGAACACUUGAUAAAUAAUAAUAAUAAUAAUAAUAAUGUAAACCAAUUUCAUGGUUAAAGUUUCAGUCCAUUUUAAGCAAACUGUGGGGUCUGACAGCUUGGGGCCGGGAGAGUUUGACAUGCGAGGAUGAAAGGAGAUGUUCGCUUGAAUAUGAAAUGCUGCUUUACUGCCUACUGUAUCUUUAACGCUGUCUGAGUUACCAAUAAAUAAAAGCACAAAAGUCA